CACCAAACACACAAUAAUGGCCAUCCCCUAAAGAAAGUGAAGAUGAAGAAUCCUCUCGUUCGAUCAGAAGAUCUCACCAUAGAGGGUUUUGAAAGGUUCAGAUUCUCUUUAGGGGAUGGCUCAAAACACAAGGGUACUCACAAAUUAAAGGGCAACUUCGAUCCUUUGGCAAGCUUCGGUUCCCCUCGGAAUCAGCAGAUUAUUAUUCUUACAGCACUAUCUUUCUCUCUCUAUUUUGCUUAUUCUUGUAAUCCCGUGAGAUGCACCAUGCAUUCAUGUGUGUUCCUCAUAUGA
Messenger RNA from Eruca vesicaria subsp. sativa (arugula), 294 nucleotides. The record is from the annotation of a GenBank genome assembly. NCBI's taxonomy places the organism in Eukaryota, Viridiplantae, Streptophyta, Magnoliopsida, Brassicales, Brassicaceae.